Messenger RNA from Dovyalis caffra, 185 nucleotides. NCBI's taxonomy places the organism in Eukaryota, Viridiplantae, Streptophyta, Magnoliopsida, Malpighiales, Salicaceae. The record is from the annotation of a GenBank genome assembly.
AUGAAGAUGAUUACUUGGAAUUGGGAAAAGCAAGAGGAUGAUUACAAUGUCUUCCUUUCUUUGAAGAAAAUUCGGAACCAAUCGAAGUCAAUGAACAAGUUUAUCACACCGCCCGCAACACCGGCUCCUCAUACUGAUUUGAGCCCUCAUUCAAGCUCUUCGAGCACCACUAAGGAAGAUGAGAA